Ochotona princeps (American pika) is the source of this 1604-nucleotide messenger RNA. RefSeq names its product CDAN1 interacting nuclease 1 (gene CDIN1). Gene Ontology annotation, biological process: erythrocyte differentiation. The record is from RefSeq and is a predicted model, not a curated record. NCBI's taxonomy places the organism in Eukaryota, Metazoa, Chordata, Mammalia, Lagomorpha, Ochotonidae. The transcript is spliced from 11 exons. The coding region runs from base 470 to 1246 and encodes 258 amino acids. Gene Ontology annotation, cellular component: cytoplasm; nucleus.
CCUCAGGCCCUCCGGCUUCUCGCCAAGCUGGGACACUGUCCACGUCAGCAGCGUCGCCCGUCGCCCCCGGGUGGGCGGAGCCGGCCCGGGACGUACCUGCCGGCCGCGGCUGGUGGCGCCACGCCCUCCCUGUGAUCCGCGGUUAGGUCCCGGGCGACUUUGCCCUUAACCGACAUGGCGGCCUAACGCCUUCAUGCUAGGCCACUGCGGCUGCUCAGUAAACACGCGCUUGAGCAAUCGGGGACUCUAGCCCGCCUCUGCUGCGUAGGUGCCCGGUGAAGCCCUGCGCUUGGGUUUCUUGUUCCGCCUGUGCGGCUAGGGGUGUAUUUCUGGAGGGAAAAGAGCAGGCCGAAGAAGAGGACCCAGGGCCGUGCCGCGGCGUGCCAGUCCCUCAGCUUCUGACACUAGGGUUGCUCGAUCCCCUAAGUGUUUUUCCUUGUCUCUCUCACCUUGUGGUCCCUGGCCCAACAUGAUCUUGACUAAAGCCCAAUACGACGAGAUAGCCCAGUGCCUAGUGUCCGUACCGCCCACCAGGCAGAGCCUGAGGAAGCUGAAGCAGAGGUUCCCCAGUCAAUCGCAGGCCACUCUGCUGAGCAUCUUCUCCCAGGAGUACCAGAAGCAUAUUAAAAGAACACAUGCCAAACAUCAUACUUCGGAAGCAAUUGAAAGUUAUUACCAGAGGUAUCUGAAUGGAGUGCUGAAAAAUGGAGCUGCCCCAGUGCUCCUGGAGUUGGCCAAUGAGGUGGACUAUGCACCCUCGUUAAUGGCCCGAAUUAUAUUGGAGAGGUUUCUCCAAGAACAUGAGGAAACUCCACCCUCAAAGUCUAUUAUAAACAGUAUGCUACGGGACCCUUCUCAGAUUCCAGAUGGAGUUCUAGCAAAUCAGGUCUAUCAGUGCAUUGUGAACGACUGUUGUUAUGGACCACUGGUGGACUGCAUCAAACAUGCCAUUGGUCACGAGCAUGAAGUCUUACUGAGAGAUUUGCUUCUAGAGAAAAAUCUGUCUUUCCUAGACGAAGAUCAGCUCCGUGCAAAGGGUUAUGACAAAACACCAGACUUUAUUUUACAAGUACCAGUCGCUGUAGAAGGGCACAUAAUUCACUGGAUUGAAAGCAAAGCCUCAUUUGGUGAUGAAUGUAGCCACCACGCCUACCUGCAUGACCAGUUCUGGAGCUACUGGAAUAGUUCCAGAACAAUGCUGUUGUCAUUUACAACGCAACUGUUGAAACUUUGGCUUUUUCUAUGAUCGCAGACUUGAGUUUUCACACCACAGCUUUUCUGCCUUCGAACAAGAGGUAAGUCAGAUGGUAACCUUCCUAAGUGCUGUGUUGUCCAGUCACGGACUAGCAGCAAGAAUACAACAAUAAGAGAACACUGGUUCAGAUUGUACGGAUUCAGGCAGCAGCAUCUGUGGACAACAGCAUUGUCCUCGUUGCAGGGCAUUAGGAGUGAUAAGCUGCAAAUUUGGCAUUAUAUUGUUGUUCAGCUCUGCAAAAAGCCAGCAGACCUCGCCUAUGGCAGCUGUGCUAAACUAAGCCUACUUUUUGCCAUGGUAACAAUGAUCAUGACAAAAUGCUGAACGUAAUGGCUUUCUUGAUUUUCUU